CCUGGCCGCUCAGCCCUCUGGGUAAGAGAGUCCAGAAAUUACUGUCGCGCGUGCAUUAAGUCCCUAGAAAACUACAUUUCCCAGCAUGCAACAGGGCCAACUUCCUCGUGGACACUACAUUUCCCAGAAGGCAAGUCUGCACCGCAGUGUUUACUGGGAUGGGAACCACGCCGCUUCCCAGCCUCCGUGCUGAGUGAAGCGCGGACCUUUCAACAAGAGCUUUAUUAAUUCUCACGCUAGGACCGUGGAAGGCGAUGGAGGUGGCGGCUAAUUGCUCCUUGCGGGUGAAGAGACCUUUGCUGGAUCCCCGCUUUGAGGGUUACAAGCUCUCCCUCGAGCCGCUGCCCUGUUACCAGCUGGAGCUUGACGCAGAUGUGGCAGAAGUAAAACUUCGAGAUGAUCAAUACACACUGGAACACAUGCAUGCUUUUGGAAUGUACAAUUACUUACACUGUGAUUCAUGGUAUCAGGACAGUGUCUACUACAUUGAUAACCUUGGAAGAAUUAUGAAUUUAACAGUGAUGCUGGACACUGCUUUAGGAAAACCACGAGAGGUAUUUCGACUUCCCACAGAUUUGACAGCAUGUGACAAUCGUCUUUGUGCAUCUAUUCAUUUCACAUCUUCUACCUGGGUUACCUUGUCAGAUGGAACUGGAAGAUUGUAUGUCAUUGGAACAGGGGAACGUGGAAAUAGUGCUUCUGAAAAAUGGGAGAUAAUGUUUAAUGAAGAACUUGGAAAUCCUUUUAUUAUAAUUCACAGUAUCUCUUUGCUAAAAGCGGAAGAACAUUCGAUAGCUACCCUACUUCUUCGAAUAGAGAAAGAGGAAUUGGAUAUGAAAGGAAGUGGUUUUUAUGUUUCUUUGGAGUGGGUCACUGUCAGUAAGAAGAAUAAAGAUAAUAAAAAAUAUGAAAUUGUUAAGCAUGAUAUUCUCCGUGGAAAGUCAGUGCCACAUUAUGCUGCCAUUGAGCCCGAUGGAAAUGGUCUAAUGAUUGUCUCCUAUAAGUCCUUCAGAUUUGUUCAGGUUGGUCAAGAUCUUGAAGAAAAUAUGGAUGAAGAAAUGUCAGAGAAAAUCAAAGAGCCUCUGUAUUACUGGCAACAGACUGAAGAUGAUUUGACAGUAACAAUACGGCUUCCAGAAGACAGUACUAAAGAAGACAUUCAAGUGCAGUUUUUGCCUGAUCACAUCAACAUUGUGCUCAAGGAUCACCAGUUUUUGGAAGGAAAGCUCUAUUCAUCUAUAGAUCACGAAAGCAGUAUAUGGAUAAUAAAAGAGAAUAAUAGCUUGGAGAUUUCUUUGAUUAAGAAGAAUGAAGGACUGCCAUGGCCAGAGCUGGUAGUUGGUGAUAAACAAGGAGAACUUAUAAGAGACUCAGCCCAAUGUGCUGCAAUAGCUGAACGUUUGAUGCAUUUAACCUCUGAAGAACUGAAUCCAAAUCCAGAUAAAGAAAAACCUCCUUGUAAUGCACAGGAGUUAGAAGAAUGUGAUGUUUUCUUUGAAGAGAGCUCCAGUUUAUGCAGAUUUGAUGGCAGUACCCUAAAAACUACUCAUGUGGUGAAUCUCGGAAGCAACCAGUACCUUUUCUCUGUCAUAGUGGAUCCUAAAGAAAUGCCCUGCUUCUGCUUGCGCCAUGAUGUUGACGCCCUACUCUGGCAACCACACUCCAGCAAGCAGGAUGAUAAGUGGGAACACAUCGCAACUUUCAAUGCAUUAGGCUACGUCCAAGCAUCAAAGAGAGACAAAAAAUUUUUUGCCUGUGCUCCAAAUUACUCCUAUGCAGCCCUUUGUGAGUGCCUUCGUCGUGUCUUCAUCUAUCGUCAACCUACUCCCAUGUCCACUGUACUUUACAACAGAAAGGAAGGCAGACAAGUGGGGCAGGUUGCUAAGCAGCAAGUAGCAAGCCUAGAAACCAAUGAUCCUAUUUUAGGCUUUCAGGCAACAAAUGAAAGAUUAUUUGUUCUCACUACGAAAAACCUCUUUUUGAUUAAAGUAAAUACAGAGAAUUAAUUACUCCAACUUGUUGGUUUCUCCGUACUGCAGAAGUACUCAGUGGUAGCUGAAGGGUUGGGCAGUUAUACUGUAACCUGUUUAAGUUUUAAAUAAAAAUAUCUUCUAUGAAUUUUUUUAUUUUUCAAAGGAUACUGGAAAUUUAUUCAAAGGUUUAUGAUUCUGUAAAAGCUAUGGAAUGAAGUUGCAGAUUUAGAGAACAUUGGCUUCUGUAAAAAAUGUAAAGAUAAUAUUAGCAAAUAUAAUUAUUUUUUAAAAAAACAGGCUAAAAUUUCAUCUUUUAUAUGAAAGAUGUACAAUUCAGUGUUUAAAAAUAAAAAUAUUUAUCAUGUA
This is a messenger RNA of Galeopterus variegatus (Sunda flying lemur), 2339 nucleotides long. RefSeq names its product NudC domain containing 1 (gene NUDCD1). NCBI's taxonomy places the organism in Eukaryota, Metazoa, Chordata, Mammalia, Dermoptera, Cynocephalidae. The record is from RefSeq and is a predicted model, not a curated record. The transcript is spliced from 10 exons. Bases 255 to 2006 code for a protein of 583 amino acids.